ACUGCGGCAGUGUGAGUGGGGUUGUUGUUGUUUUAUUUUUCUUCUCUUCCUGGAAACAUUUGUUAAAGAACAGGGAAUUUUUUUUUAACAACACUCGCGUUCUUCACCAACUAAAGUUUGUGAGCUUGGAUAACUUUUUUGUUCAGCUUGAAGCGAACAACAUGUUUAAAGUCCACAUGUAUUGUCUGUAAACACAAACUCACUGUUAAUUCGUGGCUACUGCAUUGAACAGUAAAGAUUUGACGUGUUUGAGUAAAUGUGUUUCAUGUUAUAUGAUUGAUUUCUUGAUUGUCUUUAUGUCUCUCUAUAUGUUCUUUCCAGUGGGUCCAAUGUCCGGUUUCGAGCUGAUCCCGGUGCACGGCGGCGAUGCCAUCCACCUUCCCCCUGGAGAGAGCAUAGUGGGCCGGGGUCCUUUCCUCCGAGUGAAUGACAAGAGGGUGUCCAGACAUCACGGCCUGCUGAACAACCAAGAUGGACGACUGCGCCUCAAACCGCCACGUUGUUCCGGACACGACGAACAGACGCACUUGAACCCAUGCUUCCUCCAAUCAUCCCCCGCUGACGACCCUCGACCCCUGCAGAAAGACGUGUGGUGCCCCCUUGACCACGGAGACAUCUUCUCACUACUACCAGGACAGCUCAUGUUUCGAGUGGCGGAAGUGGGCGGACGAACAUUAAUCAGCCCCCUCAGAGUAAGUGCCACGUGUGAGGGCUAUGCAAACCCUGUUUCACGCCAGAGAACCCCUCCCACUUCUCCUGGUUGUCAUGGCGCCAAGCCAGAGGCGUCCAACCAGGAGGCGUCGUUAGCAGGAGAGGCUCUAACUGAGGACGACAAGGUGGGAAGGAAUGCGGUAGUCGCACCUUCACCUCGCAAGAAACGACUUUUACCUACGUGGAUGAUGGCGGCCGUUAACUCGUCCAGCGCCACCCUGAGCCGCCAAGUCGCCAAGAAAAGCCGACAGACGGAGCUCAGUGACGACAAGAAGACAGAAGUUCAGAAGAUAAGGAAAGGAGACGGAUGUGCAGACGUCGCGUCAUCGCACGAGGAUCUCGCCAACGUGGAAGAGGACAACAAUCAACUGCAGGACGAUGACAGCGUCACCAUGGAGAUGGAGCAGGAGGGCCAAGACCACGGAGAAGCCACAACCAGGAAGUGUGAUGUCACAACCAGGAAGUGUGAUAUAAUUCCGAGCAGUCAACAGAACACAAGCGCAAAAGCCAAAGAAAAAGACAAGUCCCCUUACAGACUGCGAACUGCCUGUCCAUAUGGAAAAGACUGCUACAGCAUACUUCCUGUUCCUCUCACUUCCUGGCCUCUCAGGAAGAACCCUCUCCACUUCAAGGAGUGCAGCCAUCCCGGAGACUCUGACUAUGAGGAAGAAGAGGAGGAAGAACGACCCGAGUGUCCCUACGGUAUCGACUGCUACAGGAAGAAUCCUCUUCAUCGCAAACAAUACAAUCACACAAAGAACGCAGCUCGCAGCAGGCGGGCCGCCACCAAGGCUAAGGCAGCAUCCGGUGUGGACUCUGAUUCCGACUCUGGUGACGGCUUCAUCAACGACGACAGCGACAACGUCGAUGCCGACUCUGACUACGCCCCUCCGCCUGACUCUGACUGAUUCCUGUCACCUGAAUCCUACUAGGAUGAGAAUGUGAAACAACUGCAGAGAGCAUUCCAGGCCUUUAUCAAAGGCAGCAAGUAGACCUGAUGCAGAUGUAACAGGUUACACUAUACUGUUCAUUUCACCCAAAGCACUCCCAUUAUCAUCACCAUUAAGGAUGAAUACACACUAACACCGAAAUAUAAACGUUUUCUAUUGUAAGUGUGAGAUUAGCGUGUGAGCUGGUGUGCGCGGUCCGGAGGGUGACGUCAUGUACGUGCGCGCACCUGGCCAUUCUCGCUCUUGAUGUGGCCGAGGUAAGACAUGUACACUGCUCUCUCCCAAUAGUCGCGGCAAUUAAAGUAAUAAAACAAAAUGUCAUAGUGAAUUUGUCGCACUAUGUUGAUGAAUACUAUGUUGAAGAUAUAUGAAUACUGUGUCUGUCCCCUAAAACCAUUUUCUGUCCGGCUACAUUUUCAAUAAACAUCAGAAUAUUUUCUGUAGACGAGACGAGCUAAUGUUCCCAGCGUGGUUAGCAAGUAGCUUAGUUCUCGAGACUUCGAGCAAUGCGGUCAAUUAAUAUGAUACAGGAAGUCCUCGAUUUACGGAACUCGUUCGUAAAUCGAGGACUACACUUGCCACUGCCACAGUGUGUACAGUGGCAAGUGUAGUGACGGCGACCGGGGAAGAGUAGGGAUUAGCGGAGGAUCCGUUGACGUUGAAUUUGCAGAGGAGCUAAUAAAGCCAUUAAAGCAGCAAA
Molecule: messenger RNA, 2361 nt
Organism: Phycodurus eques (leafy seadragon)
Lineage: Eukaryota; Metazoa; Chordata; Actinopteri; Syngnathiformes; Syngnathidae
Gene: aplf
Product: aprataxin and PNKP like factor
Exons: 11
Coding region: 273-1619 (448 amino acids)
Biological process (GO): double-strand break repair
Cellular component (GO): site of double-strand break; nucleus
Molecular function (GO): protein binding; 3'-5' exonuclease activity; DNA-(apurinic or apyrimidinic site) endonuclease activity
Source: RefSeq, a predicted model, not a curated record